ACUUAUGCAAAGCUUGAUAUUUAAAUUAUUUUUACUGUGUCCAUAAAAUGAACAUACAGAAUUUCUCCAUCAAAAUCUAUAUUGAUGGAGAUCUAACAGUAUAUAUUAAAGAAAACAACUUCUGAUUGACAGUGUGAAGAGGGCGUGGCGGUGGCUCUUGCACUUGCUCGCGCGCUCACUAGCACCUGCACACACACACACACACACACACACACUUAGAGUCAGUGCGUCUCAGAAGCCGAGUCCAGGCGCUCCAGACAUGUUCACGUCGACGUGACUGGAAUUCAGACGAUCGCGCGAUGAUCGUCGCGUGGAGGCUCCUGUCCAUCUUGAGUCUGGUUAGUUACACCGAGGCCGAGUGCUCCUCGACUUCCUACUACAGGAACUGCUGGAUCCGGCGCUUCCCGGGACUGCACGUGGACGCGGAGGAGUCUCAGCGCAGAGGCGCGCAGCUGCUGCAGCUUUACCGCGGAGACAGCGCGCAGAACUGCAGCCGAGCCUGCUGCCUCACCUCCAACUUCUCCUGUAACGUGGCUGUGUUUCAUUACAACACCACUCAGGACAGUGUCAAUUGCUUUCACCUCCACUGCCCAACACUGCAAAGCUGUAUACUCCAUCAAAGGGCCAAUGUCAUCCUCUACAAUGUUACCAAAGGCAUGGAUCCUGAUCUGUUAAUAUUUGGGAAAUCCUUCUCCUCUAAUGUCCAGGUUCUACCUCACCUGGUCUCACUUAACACUUCUGACUUGUCUGGAACAGACAAACGUCAGUUCAACAGGCCUCACUUGGAUCCCAGCAGCUCAGCCCAUCCUACUAUUCUUGCCACUAACCCCAAAACAUCUACCAACGCACCAACAACCAGCUUUCCCAUCUCUACUCCUCCCCCUCUCUCUGUUUAUUCCACCCAAGACAACCAGGACACACUUCCUGCUUCAGCAAUACAGAGAUCCACAACCCUGAAGCGGUCAUCUCAACUCAUUUCUACUCAUAUUAUUACCAAUCCUUCAACAGACCCUACCAUUGUUUCUACUACAAAGGCAUCCCCACCUCCAAGCGGUACCAUGCAACCCUCAUUCAGAUUUACUAACAAGCAAACAAGCUCAAUGCCCCAACCUGCACAUACUUCCAGUACCACCAUAACACCUCCACAACUAUCCAGUCAGCUCAUAUCAAGCUCAACAUCCUCUUCCCAAGUAGCUCUCCUUGGAACCACAACAGCAUAUACUAUCAGCCAAACCGCAUCCACAGAGUUCAGAACCCUGCCAUAUUUAGCCAUUAGUACAACCUUCAGUAGUGGUCAUACCUCAACAACCACGCCUGUGCCCCUCACAAAUACUCCGGAAAGUAGUACACUAGAGACUAUAACCAUGCCUGUACCCCUCACAACUAUGCCGCAAAGUAGUACAGGAGAGACUACAACCUUGACUGUCCCUCUCUCAAGUACUCUGCAAAGUAGUACAGGAAAGACUCCAACCACACCAGUCCCUCUCUCAAGUACUCCACAAAGCAUUACAGGGGACACUACAACCACGCCUGUCCCUCUCUCAAGUAUUUCUCAAAGUAGUACAGGAGAGACUACAACCUUGCCUGUCCCUCUGUCAAGUACUCUGCAGUGUAGUACACAAGAGACUACAGCCAUGUCUGUCCCUCUCUCAAGUAUUCCACAGAGUAGUACAGGCGAGAGUACAACCAUGCCUGUCCCUCUCUCAAGUAUUCCACAAAGUAAUACAGGAGAGACUACAACCAUGCCUGUCCCUCUCUCAAGCAUUCCGCAAAGUAGUAAAGGAGAGACUACAACCACACCUGUCCCUCUCUCAAGAAUUCUGCAAAGUAGUCAAAGAGAGACUACAGCCCAUACUACACUUGCUAUAGCCCAGCUAAGCUCUGCAAAUGAAUCAUUAGCUUCAACACCACUUACUCCAAUCAAAACCUCAACUGGGUAUGCAACUACAACUACAGGACCACAGGUGAUGAUUAAUAGCUUCAAAACCACCUCUUGGUCCUAUAAUCAGCCCAUAAAUACUGAAUCAACAGCAUCUCCUCUAAUUGAAAAAAGGAUCACUCCAUCAUCAACAACAGGUGGCCUUUCUCAAGGGUAUACAAACAUCAACUUGCCUACUACUGAUGUUUCUGUGACCACUGUCAGACCAACAACCUUCAAUAGACUUCACUUAUCUGGAGCAGCUUCAGAAACCAACUCUGGCCUAAACACCUCACCAACACCCCCUACAAUCGUAGAGGACAGCCAGCCAUACCCCAAUGACACAAAAGGUUACAUUAGCCAUAAUGUUACAACAGGUAACAGUCCACAGCCUGUAAGUGAUGGAGGACUGACGCAAGUGUGGCACCUGGCAGCCAACACUGUCCUGGUAGUCUUGGCAACCUGUGCAGCCUUAGCUUGUGGUUGUUGUUGUUCAGUGUUGAUGGCAGCGAGUUGGAGAGGAAGGAGGAGGAGGAAGGGGAGAUACCAGACUACGCUAAGAGGCAAGAAGGGCUCCAUGCGCCUCAUCAAAUACGUCUUUGUGAGGGAGAGCUCAUGAAUCAGGUUCUUCUGACACAUGUCAGAGUUUUCAACAAAUGGCACUUUUGUUCAAUCCUGCCACAUGAUCACAGCUACUUUCAACAAAAGGUUUUCAAAAAUCCAGAACCCUCACUACAUUAACUUGCAUAAAAGAACUAUCCGUGCAUUCAUGAAUGUGAACAUUUCUUUUCUGUACCAAAUAAAAUCAAUAUGGCCAUUAUUGUGUAAAAAAGACCAAAAUGAUCAAAUGCAGUGAAAGUUUUAACGCUUCCAGGAUUGUUUAUCAGUUACCAUUCACUCUUGUCCUUAACCAGGACAAUGUUAUGAGUAUUACCUCUUAGAAUAUCAGACCAUCAUGAAUGUAAUACCACUAAUAUGUCUUAGAAAACCAUCCUUCAUGUGUAAUCUACUGUGUAUUUUCAUUAAAUUCAGCAGUUCUAAUAAUCCUAAACAAAAAACAUUUAUAUGGAAUAUGUUCACUAGACAGUGGUUAGUUUAAAUACCAAACUCUGUUGAGAAACCAAAACCAGCAAAGAAAACUUGAUGUUCACAUUAAGUAGUUUGAUGGGUGCUUCCAAGCAAGACAGCCAACAAGCUCAGUUUUGUUCUGUAAAGGCAGUUGGGCUUUAAGUGCUAGAAGCUGUUAAGAGUGGUACAGUCACCUGGGCUUGCUCUAGUUUUUGCUGAAAUGGAAAGAGCCGGAACUUUUUUCGAUGGAGUCGGGUUACUCUUUUCCCAUAACCCAUAGAUCAGAGCAGAAACUAAUGGUGCAACUGGGUGUAUUUACCAAACUUUGGAACAGGGUGUCUGUAGGGGAAGGGUAUUUACUUUUAUUGGUCAUAUUCUGUUAGAGUAGACCGAGUCAUAUUCAUGCAUCAGGAGGUAGGAAUGUUUAGCCAAGCUGGGUGAAAAAAUUAGUUUUUAAAAUCAAUCACACACUGCCUUAAUAUUUCACAACAUAGGUGAAAAGUAGGUGGAAUAGGUAAAAACACAAGUGGACGGCUGAUGUGGUUUGUGAAUGAAAGACAAUUAAAUUCUUCAUUAUUAAAUAUAAAUACAUUAAAAAAAGCAAAAAAAUAAAUAAAUUUAUAGGGAAAAAACAUUGGUCAGACAUAUUUAUAUUUUUCAAGGACUUGGUUU
Messenger RNA from Pangasianodon hypophthalmus (striped catfish), 3658 nucleotides. RefSeq lists its product as uncharacterized. The transcript is spliced from 3 exons. The record is from RefSeq and is a predicted model, not a curated record. Bases 300 to 2537 code for a protein of 745 amino acids. Lineage: Eukaryota; Metazoa; Chordata; Actinopteri; Siluriformes; Pangasiidae.